Aspergillus steynii IBT 23096 is the source of this 690-nucleotide messenger RNA. Its product is annotated as NEDD8 family protein RUB1. Gene Ontology annotation, biological process: regulation of proteolysis; protein neddylation; modification-dependent protein catabolic process. Gene Ontology annotation, cellular component: cytoplasm; nucleus. The record is from RefSeq and is a predicted model, not a curated record. Gene Ontology annotation, molecular function: protein tag activity; ubiquitin protein ligase binding. Bases 43 to 282 code for a protein of 79 amino acids. The transcript is spliced from 4 exons. NCBI's taxonomy places the organism in Eukaryota, Fungi, Ascomycota, Eurotiomycetes, Eurotiales, Aspergillaceae.
AUAUCAUUCCAUCUCUCAUCGUCUCAGUAACUCCCGCUCAAGAUGUUGAUCAAAGUUCGCACCCUCACCGGCAAGGAGAUCGAGUUGGACAUCGAGCCUGACUACAAGGUGUCCCGCAUAAAGGAGCGUGUCGAAGAGAAGGAGGGUAUCCCUCCCGUCCAGCAGCGACUGAUCUUCGGCGGAAAGCAAAUGGCCGAUGACAAGACCGCCUCAGAAUACAACCUGGAAGGUGGCGCCACGCUACAUCUCGUCCUUGCUCUUCGUGGUGGCUCCGCCUUGUAAUUUACCUACCGACCCUAUCUACCCACCUGCCUACUACCCUCGACUCGAUUUCCCAACGACCGUAUCGCACUAGAACGAAAUGGAGGUUGUCGAUGACCGGGAAUGGGGUUUGGAAGCAGAGAACUCGUCUCUUGAGAAGUGGUAGCGGUGGAUGCAGCGAUAGAGCUUUUGUUUCGCGCAGUAUACCCGAUGAGCUGCGUGCGUGCAGGAACUUGGCUUACCAUUGACUUUCGACUUUCGGGCCGGUUUCCUGAUUACUUGAUUUCUCCUUUCUACCCGUUAAGCAUGCCUUAUGUCGCAUAUGUCUCUUUCUACCGAUUGGCACCACUAGGUAUCUGUGCUAUACCAAUGCAGUAACGACAAAUUCAGACCCAAGAAACUCCCACAUGCCAUCCAAAAAUGCAAAAU